AGCGCUGCAAAUGUAAGCCUAUAAAAGCUACCCAGAAGACCUACCUUCGGAACAAUUACAACUAUGUUAUUCGGGCUAAAGUUAAGGAGGUAAAGACCAAAUGUCACGACGUCACUGCGGUAGUCGAAGUAAAAGAAAUUCUAAAAUCUUCAUUGGUGAACAUUCCUAGGGACACCGUCAACUUAUAUACAAACUCUGGCUGUCUUUGCCCACCACUUAAUGCUAACGAAGAAUAUAUCAUCAUGGGCUAUGAAGACGAGGAACGUUCCAGGUAA
Molecule: messenger RNA, 275 nt
Organism: Thamnophis sirtalis
Lineage: Eukaryota; Metazoa; Chordata; Lepidosauria; Squamata; Natricidae
Source: RefSeq, a predicted model, not a curated record